Molecule: messenger RNA, 986 nt
Organism: Bombyx mori (domestic silkworm)
Lineage: Eukaryota; Metazoa; Arthropoda; Insecta; Lepidoptera; Bombycidae
Gene: Rpp30
Product: ribonuclease P
Biological process (GO): tRNA processing
Cellular component (GO): nucleolar ribonuclease P complex
Molecular function (GO): RNA binding
Source: RefSeq, marked provisional
UUUGUAAAUUUUGUAAUAGCCCAAAACAAAUUCUUUAUUUAAUUAUUCUAACGAAAAAUAAUAUUAUGCGAAAAAUGUGUGGUUAUAUUUUGAAAUACAUUGCUUUUUAAGCUCCUCGGCGCACAAAGUCAACUAACAACAUAUAAAUCUGUAAUUACCUCUUUACCUACAAAAUUUUAGAUUAGUAAAUUUGGUGGUUUAUUCAACAUGUCCAGCAAUUGGGGGUUCUGCGAUUUAUCAAUUAGUAAAAACUACGAUAUCGACAAAUUACAUAUAAUUGAGAAACUUGGUUUUAACACGAUAGCAAUAAACACAUGCUUGGAAGAAGGAAGCGAUGAACCUAAAAAGAAGAAAAAGAAAGGAGACACUAGAGAGAUUAAAGAUUUCGUUCCUCCACCGAUGGAUUUACCAAAAGAUAACAAUUUUCAAACAAAACUUAACAUACUGCAAAGGAUUACUAUAGAAUUUUCAGAUUCUGGAAUCGUUCAUAAAUUAAAUCGCUCUGAAAAUAUAAAAAAAUAUGAUAUUAUAGCUGUUAUACCAAAAACAUUACAAGCAUUUCAGUAUGCUUGUAGUUCUAUGGAUAUCGAUAUUAUUAGUUUCGAAACUGAAGGAAGAAUACCCUUUAAAGUACAUCGUAAACUUUAUAAACAAGCUGUAGACAGGGGUAUAUUUUUUGAAAUAAUGUACUCCCCUAUUAUUAGAGAUUCCACAGCCCGAAAGAAUAUAAUAAGCAAUGCCCAUGUUUACCACACUGUGGGGAAAUCAAAGAAUAUAAUCCUCACAAGUGGAGCUGACAAUCACAUGCAUAUCCGUAGUGUAAAUGAUAUUAUAAAUUUGGGAUUUCUGCUUGGCCUCAAUCACAACGAGAGCUUAGAAGUUGUACGCAACAAUACACGAAGAUUGAUUUUGAAAACUGAAGGGAGAAAAUGCGGUAAACAUUACAUGUCAUUCAGUCCUAUAGAAAAUAAAAUUAAUGAAGAUUA